AAGGAAAAGUAAAAGUGUUGCAGCUUUCUUGACUACAACUUUCAGAACGGUCUAUUGAUUCGUCAUCGAUGCGAUAGAAACACAGACCGUUGUAACUUUUGGUACUCAAUCCUUCUUCCCGUAAGCAAAUUAUGUAUAUAUAUAUCGAUGAAAGAAUUCACGAAUUUUGGCCAAAGGAAGACUCUCGGAUUGAGAACAAGUCAAAAGCUAGUUCUAGCAAAACCCGUUUUUGGUUUGCUAUCGAAAUUGGGUUCCACUAUAGUGUUGCUAGUGAGUCGAAGGAAGCUUCUUACAACAAAGUCUUUCUUCUUUUACAAAAUUACGUGUGGUGUUAGAUUGAUUGUAUCGAGGCCAUUAACUGUCUCAGUAGCUUUGUAUAUGUCUCCAAUUGAAUACUUUUUUUAAAACUCACCAGACAUAAAAGAUAGUAUAUCUCCGGUAAAACGAGAAAGUUACAUAACAACCCCUCACCGUCGUUGGUUGAAAGUGAGAAUGAUUUAUGGCUGACUAAAACUCCGUAAAGGUUUGAUAUUGUAUCAUUCUCCUUCAGUUGUUUCUCGUUGAAUUCGCUAAAGUAUAUUGUAAAGUCACAAAAUCGGCUAAGUUCGUUGAUCGUUAAAUACAAUUUUU
Molecule: messenger RNA, 630 nt
Organism: Galdieria sulphuraria
Lineage: Eukaryota; Rhodophyta; Bangiophyceae; Galdieriales; Galdieriaceae
Exons: 3
Coding region: 132-335 (67 amino acids)
Source: RefSeq, a predicted model, not a curated record